AUGAGUGCGCCAUCCAUUGCUGAAGCUGUGAAUACAGUUUCCUCGUUUCUGGCCUUUGAGCAAGUUCACAGUUCUUCCGACCUCGAACACAUUUGGCAAUCUGCAAGCGCUGAAAGGCAGCACAGCGCAGCCAGUGAAUUGCCACCAACGGAUGUUAUUGUUCUAUGUGCUUCUGCAGUACUUUCUACAGCUGAGACGGUGUUUUCGACAUUAGCAAAAUGUCAUAGCUUGAGAGAGCAGGAAGUAUCCCAAAAUAAACAUCGUAUAGUCCUUGUUCUUUGCGGUGGACUAGGUCAUUCGACGGAAUUGAUGCACCAAGCCGUUGCUGCACACCCCAAAUAUGGCGUGCUGGCUAAAAAACUAUCCGGCCAGCCGGAGGCACGCAUUUUGCAAGCCAUUGGAGAAAAGUAUUUUUGGUUGAAUAUCAACGGUGUUCAAUCUGAAGACGUGACAGCAUUCAUGGCAAAAGACCAAUUGCCCAGCUUUUCAAUCUUGAUCGAGGACAAGUCGACAAACUGUGGUGCAAAUGCUGCCCGAACGAGAGAAGUAUUGGAGACUCAUGGAAUCUACUCGCCGCGUUCGAUUGUCGUGUCUCAGGACCCGACAAUGUGCAGACGUACUAUUGCCUCCUUUGAGCGCGUAUAUUCCGACAAAAUCGGCGACGGUCCCAGAUUAUUCAGCUGGCCAACAUUUGUACCUACGGUGGCCACAGACAGGGAGAUGGAAGGAAGAACAGACCACGAUAUCUCGUCGUUUUUGUGUUAUGACAUUCUUCGUAUGGGCCAAGUGGAUCCGGAUGGACUAUGGACUAUCACUCGCUUUCUAGACCUGAUCAUGGGGGAGAUUCCCCGCUUGAGGGACAACACCGAUGGUUAUGGUCCGACUGGAAAAGGAUUCAUCUCCCAUGUCGACAUCCCAGAAAAUGUGGAAACAGCAUGGCAAAUACUAGAUGCCAUCAUGACGAACUCAGGAAGGAGAAGAUGAGAAUUUAAAGGAAUAGAACGUUUUUUGGGAAUAGAUUAAUAUUUUAUGUCUCGGAAAAAGGAUUGGCGAGCAUGCCAAUCUCGUGGGAGGGGAACAAUCAUUAAUUUUCUGCGACACACCUUGAGAGAUGGACUCUUGGUAUGAGCACGAAUUGUAAAUUUCCUUCACUGAAGAAGACCUUCGGAAUGAACCAAAAUCGAGCCCGUAGAAAUCUUAACCGCCCGG
Molecule: messenger RNA, 1209 nt
Organism: Xylona heveae TC161
Lineage: Eukaryota; Fungi; Ascomycota; Xylonomycetes; Xylonales; Xylonaceae
Exons: 2
Coding region: 1-984 (327 amino acids)
Cellular component (GO): plasma membrane
Source: RefSeq, a predicted model, not a curated record